AUGCUGUGGGUCCUCCUUGCCACAUGUGUUCUGCCCUCGGGUGGUGACGGCCCGUUGGUCACUUCGACAUCCUCGACGGCACCCCCUGCCGUCAAUGGCACCUGCAAUUUCGCUCGUGGAUAUCGCUACAUCUCCAUAGGGGCUGCCGGAGGGAUUUCUUCUUCUUCCUGCUCUGCCAGCUGGGAUUUGCAUGAGGUUGAGGCCUUCACAAGCAACGGUCGGCGGGUGACGAUGUCCGCGUCCUCAAGUUCGGGUUGGGAUAGUGGCUACCCACCCAGUAAGGCUGUGGAUGGCGAUACGAGCACAUUCUGGGCAGGCGAUCACGACGUUGGAAUGAGUUGCAGCUGCUGGGAUGACUCGAAGAAAGAUGGUCAGAUUCUGACUCUCGACCUUGGCAGCAAUCAGCAGGUCACACAGCUGAACCUGUACCAAGGAGGCAGCGGCAACGAUUGGGCGGUAAAGCGGGUGAGGUUACAUUGCCAUGAUGCCCUGCCCUUCUCGUCAUCCUCGGACGAACCUCUUGAGAUAGAUGUGUCGGCAGGCGUGACAUUCAUCCUCUGCAGUGGCCAGGGCUGUACGACCGCUCUUUCUCCAGCAUACUACGAUACUUGCAAGGGCGUCGGCGCCAAGCUGGCCGGUGGCCUUGCAGCAGUCCUGGCUAUGCUUGUACUGCUUUGA
Symbiodinium sp. CCMP2456 is the source of this 678-nucleotide messenger RNA. The record is from the annotation of a GenBank genome assembly. NCBI's taxonomy places the organism in Eukaryota, Dinophyceae, Suessiales, Symbiodiniaceae.